CCGGAGCAGAUACCGCCGCCCACGCUCGAAAUGGCAGCCUCCAUGAACCGGAACAUCAUCUCCUCGCUCAACACCAUUCUGGAUUGCUCGUGCUCGCUCAACGGGAACCUACUGACCAUUAUUUCUCUCGUCACGUUCAAAGUGAGUCAUCAUCCUGUCUCUUCUUCUUUUUUCUGUUUCUCUCUUUUCUUCUUUGUUGCCUGGAAUCGCUAACGGGGACGUUUCUUCAGCUCAUUGCGUGGUGUGCUGCCGCAGCCAAGAAUACACCACGAGCAAAUACGUCCGAGGCUGAUACCCCCGUCGCUCUGAAAGAGUUGCUACGAAGCCCCCCAGCGGGCUUAGAUGGCCUGAUGGAUGCACUCGGUGCCACGGGAAAUGAGCAGGUCCAAGCGGCGGCACAGACAGUGCUGAAUGACCUCUAUCGCGUGCAGGAUCUGGUCAAUCUGUUCUCGCAACGACUCAGCAUGGCGCGACGAAGGCGGAGUGCAGUCGGGGGAGGCGAAGCCGGAUCAGAUAUCCUCGCCGCCAUGUACAACACUUCGACGACGUUGAGCGAGGUCAGUGGUCGCGUCGACCGCAGCGAGAUAUACGCUAACGAGAGAACAGCAAGUAUCGGCGCAAUUAGAAAGCGAUUUGCGACGACGUUUACGAGCUGUCAGCUUCGAGACGGUGCAGAUCCUUCUGCGCGGAUGAGCAAGCAUUCCGGUCUGUGGCUUCCGAUGUCGUCAAGCCGGGAGCUUGAGACGUGACUUCUUCUGGAUAUAUA
This is a messenger RNA of Sphaerulina musiva SO2202, 766 nucleotides long. RefSeq lists its product as uncharacterized. The transcript has a single exon. NCBI's taxonomy places the organism in Eukaryota, Fungi, Ascomycota, Dothideomycetes, Mycosphaerellales, Mycosphaerellaceae. The record is from RefSeq and is a predicted model, not a curated record. Bases 351 to 749 code for a protein of 132 amino acids.